AUGGAUUAUCAUAAUAAUACAAAAAUUAUAUGCUAUAAUCAUCAUUUUAUGGAAUUCUCAUUGCCAGUUCUGGAGGUUCAGAUUGGUCUCAUUUUCAUUAUGAGUCAUAUGUUUCAUUUCGUUCUCAAGCGUGCGGGAAUUUCUUUGAUUGUCUCCUCCAUGAUUACUGGAAUAAUACUUGGUCCUACAUUUCUUGGGAAAUAUGAAUUUGUGAGAAUGAAAUUAUUUCCUCCGGACAGUCAAGCAACACUCAACUUACUAUCUACACUCGGAACUUACAUAUUCCUAUUUUUAUCAGCCGUGAAAAUGGAUCCCGGAUUAGUAUUGAAAACGGGCAACAAGGCGAUGAUGAUCGGAAUCGGAUCAGUAAUAUUCCCCAUUCUAAUCGGUCACGGUUAUAGAAAAAUAGUAGACAAAAAUAAUAUUUAUCGUGGUGAUGCUGAUGUUAUAGAAUUACAAUCAGUCACAGCAUUUCCUGUUAUUUCUCACCUAAUUGAUCAUCUCAAACUCAGCAAUUCGGAACUCGGACGGCUAGGGCUUUCGUCAGCAUUAGUAGCGGACAUGACGGGUGUUGUCGCCUCAUCGAUCAGUUCUUUCAUUAGGGCUACCCCAUUCGGAUGGAAUACUGUGAAUAAUCGUUUAGUAAUCGUUGUCUUUAUAAUUGCCUUAGCUUUCACUUUCAAACCCUUGAUGCUACGGGUAAUUCGUAACACUCCGGCUGGAAAACCGGUGAAUAGCUUUUGGAUUUGGAUCACAAUGGCGCUCGCCUUUUUAUCUACAAUGUUGUUUUUUAAAUUCGACCAGGGUUCGCAUUUAGGUCCGUUUAUUAUUGGGUUUUUUGUACCGUCUGGACCGCCGUUAGGUUCUGCCUUCAUCGAGAAAUUUGAAGCUAUGACAUUGGGUAUUCUUUUGCCCGUCCAAAUCGCAACCCUAAUGAUGAGGGUUGAUUUGAUUGUCGUCCUUACCGAAUAUAGCGAAAUGUAUUAUUAUAUUUCGAUUAUAGUUCUUAUUUUCGCAGUCAAAUUCGCAGCUUGCUUGAUUCCUACAAUGCUUUCUAAGAUGCCAUUAAUUGAUUCUUUAGCACUUGCUUUCAUCAUGAGCUGCAAAGGUUUCAUCGAGUUGGCCAUAUAUGUUGCUAUGGAAGAAGUUGGGAGCAUCAAAAAACAAGUAUUUGGAAUUGCAGCUUUAUCCAUAUUGAUCAGCUCAACAGUUUCUCCAGUUCUUGUCACUAUCCUAUACAACCCUUCAAGAAAAUAUGCAGGUUACCAAGCACGAAACGUUUCAAGUUUAAAACCCGAUUCGGAGCUUCGAAUUCUGACUUGUAUCCAUAAACCCGAAGACGUAGUUUCGGUCAUAAGAUUUCUUGAAACUUCUCGUUCGACAAAACAAAACCCUAUCUGUGUUUAUGUUCUUCAUCUUAUCGAGCUAAUCGGUCGAGCCACACCUGUUUUUUUAACUUACCAAAAGAAUAAACCCGUUUCGAAUCUCUGCUCGAAAAACGUCAUUUUCUCCUUCAAUCACUACAUAAGAAAUUAUAACACGAGCGCUGCAUCUGUAAAUAUGUUUACAGCAAUUUCUCCAACUAAAUUGAUGUAUGAAGAUAUAUGUACGCUUGCUCUUGAUAAGCUAACGUCUCUUAUACUAAUACCGCUUCAUCAGAAAUGGUCUGAAAUUAACCCUAUUAUCGACACGGAAAAUCUUAGGUUACGGACUUUAACUUGCAGCGUUCUUGAAAAAGCUCCUUGUUCUGUUGGGAUAUUUUUCGACGGAAGUAAACUACGUAAGACACCAAUGAAAGCAUCGAAAGGACCGUUUUUUAACUUGUGUAUGGUGUUUUUAGGAGGUAGAGAUGACCGCGAGGCAUUGACAUUAGCGAAACGAAUUGCGAACAAUUCAUCAGCAAGAUUUACAGUUAUUUAUUUUAGUUCCGAUGAUAAUGAUAGGAGUGUUGAAGGGAAAAUCGAAUGGGAAGACAAAAUUAUCGAUGCAAGAGCAAUCAACGACAUCAAGAAUUGUGCCCGAACUAAUAAAUUUAUAGAUUUUCAAGAACAUAGAGUGAAAGAUGGAGCUCAAACUGCAUUAGUUAUUCAUUCUAUAGCACAAGAUUAUGAUCUUUUUCUAAUUGGAAGACGAUAUGGAGUUGAAUCGGCUCAAACGAUAGGAUUAUCGCAAUGGAGUGAAGAUCCGGAGCUAGGGACAAUGGGAGAUUUGCUUACCUCUAAGGAAGUGUGUAAUGGAGCUUCAGUUUUGAUAGUGCAACAGCAAAGAAGAUGA
Mercurialis annua (annual mercury) is the source of this 2274-nucleotide messenger RNA. Its product is annotated as cation/H(+) antiporter 4-like. The record is from RefSeq and is a predicted model, not a curated record. Gene Ontology annotation, cellular component: membrane; endomembrane system. Lineage: Eukaryota; Viridiplantae; Streptophyta; Magnoliopsida; Malpighiales; Euphorbiaceae. Bases 1 to 2274 code for a protein of 757 amino acids. The transcript is spliced from 3 exons. Gene Ontology annotation, biological process: proton transmembrane transport; regulation of pH. Gene Ontology annotation, molecular function: antiporter activity.